CAAACACUGAAGACUUUAUAGCUGGUGCAGUCAUGAGCUGCCUUUUCCAAGCUGAAAAAGACAAUGUUGAUUAGAAGAGCCAACAUGUGCUGUAGGUUGUCUGUUUGGGAUAAAUAUCAGAUAAGGAGGGAUUUGAAUCAGACUCAUUUCAUUUUGAGACCAACAGAAGACAAGCUGCUGCCGUUUAAACUACACAACCAGCUCUGUGGAGCUUUUUAAUCUUUACGUGACUCCUGUUUUAUGACAUUUAACCCAAAGACUGUCUGGAAGCUGCAUGUUUUGUUCUGACCUUGGAUAAAAGAAUGAAGAGUCUUCUUAUCGCCUUUUUUUGCUUCUUGGCCAUGUGCAUGGCGACUUCAGACAUCCUGGAGGUGAGCGGCCAUGUUGGUGAAAAUGUCUCCAUUCCUUGCUUUGGCAGCUGGACCACUGAUGAUUCAGAAAAUAUCAGUAUGUAUUUCUGCAAAGGCGUCUGCUCCAGGGAGAAUACCAUCCUUCAGACCAACACAAAGAGGCCCUUUGUGCAACAAGGGAGACACAGCAUGGAGGUCAGUGCUGCCGAUGGAGUUUUAACUGUGUCUAUAAAGAGGCUGAGGAGGGCCGAUGCUGGSAGCUAUCUCUGUGGAGUGAAGAGAAGCUCUAAUGUGUCGUACCAGGAAGUCACUCUUAAAGUUGUUGAUGCUUCCAGUGUUUCUCCUGGAUCUCCUUCAUCCACUAAAACCAACCUUCAGACACAUGAAGUAACUUUGCCUGAACACAGCUUUCCAUCCAGCACAGAAGCUCCAGCAGUAAGGUUCACACUGCCCCCAUCAGGGAGGAAGAAAAGCCAGCAGGAAGCAGAUUUUCUCACAGAUACCAUAGUGGUCAUUAUUGUCUCUGGAAGUCUGGCUUGUUUGGUGUGUGCCAUCAUUCCUAUCAUGUUCUACAGACACUGGCAGAAGAACGCAGGUCAGAGUAGACCAGCAGCAAACAAAACUGAGGAUGAUCGCCAUGAGGAGAGUGUAGCUGAUGCUUCCACACAGGUUGCAGGGAGUCUUCAGUCGGAGGACUGCACUGUUCAGUAUGCUUCUGUCUAUGAAGGACUGGAUCCCAAAACCAUCGACUGAGCAAAAAUUGCUUUGUUUUUGCAGCUAUUUUCACUUUAUUAUCCCUACUUUCAGUCAAACAACAAAAAAUAUCCAUUUGAAUACUGUUUYUGUGUGACGACCUUUGACCUUUGUACAAUAUUUACUCAGCAGRAAGGAAGUUGAAAUGUAAAAAUCAGGCCAUCCUAGUCACUGUAGUAUUUAAGUUUUACUUUUGUAGUGUUGCCUAAAGACCUGCAGGGGACAGUACACACAAAUAAACAGACCCAACAUGUCUAUUUUCUCUUGAUACAAAUAUGUUCUGUUAUAAUAAUCAGUUAACCUUUACUGUAGGUUUUACAACAUGGUGCCAAGAGACUUUCUGUAGAACCUGAGCUGGUUAACCUAUGGACCAAAUUUCGUACAMAUACUGUAUGUUAAAGUACUCAGAGUGUCUGCAAUCAAGAUGGGCCUAGAGAGCUAAUUUGCAACACCUAMAUCUGGAUUUUUGUACCUCCCCAUCAUUCCACAUUAUUACAAAUAACU
Messenger RNA from Austrofundulus limnaeus, 1607 nucleotides. RefSeq names its product CMRF35-like molecule 1. The record is from RefSeq and is a predicted model, not a curated record. Lineage: Eukaryota; Metazoa; Chordata; Actinopteri; Cyprinodontiformes; Rivulidae. Gene Ontology annotation, cellular component: plasma membrane. Bases 303 to 1103 code for a protein of 266 amino acids. Gene Ontology annotation, molecular function: transmembrane signaling receptor activity. The transcript has 6 exons.